AUGUCUCAACCGUCUCUACUCGAAAUGCCUGAAAAUGUGUUGCUGAAAAUCACAGAAGCAGUUGGAUUCCCUUCGAUAUUUACCCUUCGAAAAGUUUGCCGUGGCUAUCGUAAUUUCAUUGAUGACCAAAUCCCAAGCAUCAACCUUACCGAUAUCAUAAUCCAUGUCCAUCAACAAAAAAUGUACUUGUAUUACGACAUUCCUUUGAACAAAAAACUGAUACUUUACAAAAACCACCCGGCCGGAUGUGUGGUCAAUCACGAAGGUCGCGAAUACGUUAUGGAAAACGAAGAAUUUUUAUCAGUUUUCCUCAGAGACUUCGGGCUGAUCAUCACGCAUCAAAAGUCAGCACUUGAACAAUUUCAUUUUGAUUCUCGCAGUAUGACAAACGAUGAAGAGUUUCGUCAAUACACAUCUUCAAUUUUCGCAAAAAUCCAGAAGAUUCUGAAGUCCCGACCACGCCCAUUGAAAGUCAAGGAAUUCGCCAUGAGCAUUUUCCGACAGGAGGAUGUUAUGUCUAUUCUACCGUUUCUUGAUGCGAAUCCCUUGACGAGUAUUUCAAUGCUGCAUCCCAACUAUGGAGCGUUUUUAAUGAAAGAGACGACGGUGGAGCUCAAUGAAGUUGUGGCGUUGGCUCAAUGGAGAAAUGCCAAACAUUUGAACAUUUCUUAUUUGUAUGUCACGGAACCAGUGGAAAAUUUGUUCGGAUUCACGAAAAGUAGGAUAUGUAUAAAAGUAGUGUCUGGAAACGACUUGUGUUUGAUCAAAGAGAAAUUCCUGUCUCCCGAUAACCAAACCGAGGAAUUUCUUAUAAGCUAUAAAGAACUUGUCGAUACUCAGUUGUUGGGAGAAUGUUAUUCAACUGAACACGGGGACCAAACCUGGUACUACCGUACCGAUCACUAUAACAAAAUAUUGAAAAUUUCCAAAAUUAAUUGGACUAAGAUGAUUACUGUAUCAUUUAUUGAGAGAUCGAAUGUUCCUGAGUAUGCAUUGGUGUUGGUUCAGUAA
Caenorhabditis remanei is the source of this 1011-nucleotide messenger RNA. RefSeq lists its product as uncharacterized. The coding region runs from base 1 to 1011 and encodes 336 amino acids. Gene Ontology annotation, molecular function: protein binding. The record is from RefSeq and is a predicted model, not a curated record. Gene Ontology annotation, biological process: innate immune response. Lineage: Eukaryota; Metazoa; Nematoda; Chromadorea; Rhabditida; Rhabditidae. The transcript has 3 exons.